GUCAACUAUAGGGGGACGUCCGGGAUAUUUAAAAGGAGAAAAUAAAACAUACUCUUUCAGUAUAGUUAAACCGUUUCAUUGUUUUAUGACGUGUUUUUUGUUUUUCAGCGUUAAAUAAUUCAAUUGUAGUCUCUAGUACAGUGAUAAUGUUCGCGAUAAAGCAUGUUGCCGUUUUAGUAAUUGUAUGGCAAAUUGUAGUCACGUAUUCGAUGAUACCAACAAGACACAAAAGACAACUACAGAAUAAAUAUUUGGGAUUAGGUGAUAAUGUGGAGAUUUUACCGGCUGGUGACAAUUCUGGAGUGAGUAGUUCUUACAGCGUUGUCGAAACUUCUAAAUCUCCCAGAAAAGAGUACAAUACGUACAGAUCCGCGACUAGAAAUUACCACCAAGACUCGGAACCGGAAAAUAUAGAAUAUCAAACUGAAAACAGACGUCCGUCUAGAGCUCGAGACGAACAAAAAUCUUUUAGAUUCCCUGAAAAUAGGUUAGCACAAUCAAAAAAAUCCAGUGAAACGUUCAAGUAUGAUGAUGAAUUGGAUACUGUUUUACAAUCAUCACCUCCUCAAAAAAGACCAACUCUGACUCCAGCUAAUCGAAAAAAAUACAAGUCUAAAAAACCAUCAUUUACAGAAUUACAAGAAGAAAAAGUAGACGAAUCUAAAGCAGCUCCUAAAAAUAUUAAAGAAAUAGUUGAAGAACGACCUGCUGAAAGUAAACUCUCUGAAGACUUAAAUAAUGAAGGUAGUCGAAUUAUUGGUCACGGAGCAAGUGGCUAUGGAACUGGAGAAGAUUUUGAGAAAGAUAAACACUAUGAAAAAGAAGCAGGGCAAAAAUUCUUAGAAGGACAUAAAUCAGAAGAAGGAGAAAAGGCAGAAAAAGCUUUUAAAAAUGAAGAAGCUUAUGACAAAGGAGAAAAAGAAGACUUUGGUAGUGACGAAAAACACUCGCAUGUAGCAGAAAAAGCGGGUGAAAAGAAGGGUCAUAUUGACGAAGGUAAACACUAUGGUGAAGCAUACCAAGGCAACCAUGGCGAGAAAGGUAUUUCAGUGACUAAAAAGGGAGGGCAUAAAAAAGGUAAGAAAACGUCUGGUUUCCAUAAAGUACAUCACAAAGAUGAAUAUAAAAAAGAUGAAGUAUUCUAUGACGAAUCUCACGAUGGUGGUGAACAUGAAGAACAUAAGCACGAACAAGAAAAACAUGCUAAAGAAAAGGGAGGCCACGAAAAGAAAGGCCACACUGAUACAGCGUACCAUGAAAGCCACGGAGCUAAAAAAGCGGAAAGCGAUCAUGGUAAAAAAUACGAACAGGCUAAGGGACACAAAUCUGAAGCUGGUGAACAAGCACAUCAUGGACAGCACUCUGAGUAUGCUAAAAAAGGCGGCCACAAAGAAGGUGAAAAGUAUGGCCAUAGCGACGCAGGUGGAGCUAACCAUUACGAAAAAGAAGGAUACUUUUAAAAAUAAAUUAUUACAUUUUACCAUCAAUGGGAUUCUAUGUUAUUUGUUCUAUGGUUUUAAGAAACCUUUUUUUUUAUUAAAAAAAACAUAGAUAUAAUGAUGUUUACUAAUUUCAUCGAGCAAUUGUUAUUUACUACAUAAACUAUUUAAGUUAUUUUCUUAUUUUGACUUUUUAAUUUGAUAAAUAAUUAUUAUGAAACUACCUUAAGUGUGUAUGCUUCAUGUUUUACUUAUAUUUAUACGUUAAAAAUGUCAAAUAUAAUUUUAAAACUGUUUAUUAUUAAUAAAUCUAAGUGCCAGUUGGUCUGUUCAAAUUAAGUUGUGAAUGCAUUCAUAAUGAUCAUAACUAUGUAAGUAAGAAUAUAAAAAUUAACAUUAUCAGUGACACAUUUUAAAAUUUCAUAUCUCAGGCUAAUAUGGUCUUCAAGAGAUGAAACUAUUCAUUAAUGACUUCAAAAUACUUGCGUCUGUUAAAAUAAAUCUGUAAAAUAUAAAAAAUAUGUAUUAUAAAAAUCAUUAGAGCUUCAAAAAAUUAUUUUCAUUUUCGAUGACAAUGUAAAAUUUUUUAUUAUGAUUUAUCUUCGCAACCGCGAGA
This is a messenger RNA of Daktulosphaira vitifoliae (grape phylloxera), 2055 nucleotides long. Its product is annotated as glutamic acid-rich protein-like. Bases 147 to 1460 code for a protein of 437 amino acids. The record is from RefSeq and is a predicted model, not a curated record. NCBI's taxonomy places the organism in Eukaryota, Metazoa, Arthropoda, Insecta, Hemiptera, Phylloxeridae. The transcript has a single exon.